Messenger RNA from Fomitiporia mediterranea MF3/22, 1407 nucleotides. Its product is annotated as peptidase C14. Lineage: Eukaryota; Fungi; Basidiomycota; Agaricomycetes; Hymenochaetales; Hymenochaetaceae. The transcript has 15 exons. Gene Ontology annotation, molecular function: cysteine-type endopeptidase activity. The record is from RefSeq and is a predicted model, not a curated record. Bases 1 to 1407 code for a protein of 468 amino acids. Gene Ontology annotation, biological process: proteolysis.
AUGGCUCCCAUCAUUUCCGUUAUCCCGAGAAAAAAGGCACUUCUUGUCGCUGUCAGGUACCAAGAGUUACACGACAAUCAUCCCGACGAGAAUCCACCGUUCCUCUUACCCGGUACUAAACACGACCCUCCGAGGAUUAGAAGAUUGCUCAUUGAUAGGUACGGGUAUGCCGAAAAAGACAUCGUAAUUCUUAUGGAUGACGAUAAACACGUGCGACCAACGAACGACACAAUGAUAAAAGCAAUGAAGGCACUUGUCCAAGAUGCUCAGCCUGGAGACCAUUUCGUCUUUUCCUGCAAUUUGACACCUUCCUUGACAGUUUCGGGACAUGGCUCGCAAAUUGUGAAUGAAGACGGCACGGAAGAAGAUGGGUUCGAUGAAGUGUUUUGGCCUGUCGACGUGCAAUAUGACCCCAGUAAGAGCGACACUGAGAGGGCAACCAACUACAUCAUGGAUGAUGACUUAAAAAGGAUCUUGGUUGACGAUUUGCCGCCAAAAGCUCAUCUCACGGUCUUACUGGAUUGCUGUCAUUCAGGAACUGGAGCCGACUUACCCUUUCACCAAGCCGACAAUAGUCUUGACAGCCAGUGGUCACCAAGUACCUCUCUGGUCUCUUCACCCGUCAAUUUAGAUUCGCCUGAAUUUCCUCGCCAGUUAGCAGGAGGCGAGGCGAGAACAAACCAGGAACGGACCACAUCACUUGACGCUGUACUCAGUGUCUCUCCACCUAAUAAUUUAGGUUCAUCUGAACUUCCGCAUCGGUUAUUAGGCAGCGAGACGAAAACAAACCUGGAACGAACCGUAUCACUUGACGCUGUACUCAGUGUCUCUUCACCUGUCGACUUAGGCCCGUCUGGGCUCCCUCGUCGGUUAUUAGGAAACGGGGCAAAAACAAACCCGGAACGAACGACAUCCUUAAACGUUAUACUUAGCGAGUCACGUUCUUCUACAGUGGACUCAAAAUCAUCAAUGUUAAAGAGGAAUCCAAAACGAACAGGGAGCAUGAAGAUGCCAUAUAUGGCUCGUGGUGGUCUUAUUUCGGUCAUGCCUAAUGGAGCGACUGUCGCUCAGACUGAAGAAGUAUCUGUUGAUACAAAGGUCGUAUCUGAGAAAAAGGUCGAGGACCUUGCACAUGUAACGUCCUGGUCUGCAUGCUCGGAUGACCAACUGGGUCUUGAUAGCAACAAUGGGGGCAUUCUGACGGAUACAUUUGUGCAGUUACUUUGUGAUGGACAUCCCUGGACAAACAGGGAGAUGUUAAAGGAACUCAACAAAAGGGUAUUUGAUCUGGCUUAUGAAGCAAAGCCCGAGUUCAAAAAGAGAAAGUGGGCACUCCCACAGCCAAAGCCAUGUCUUGGAAGCCUUCGGCCCCUGGACGAGAUUCUUGACGAGCCGUUUACGUUCUAA